AUGGGAGAAGAGUGUUUGGCAUCAAGAAGAAAGUCCCUUGGAAGGACUGCCGAGGCUUGUGAGGAGCCGUGGACAGGUCUUGAUCUUUGUUCUCAAGGAAUAAGAAACAUCUCCAGGUCUCUGUUUGAUAUGAGGUUCAUUAGAGUAUUGAAUCUUUCAAAUAAUGAGAUAGAGAUCAUUCCAAAGGAGAUAUGCAAGCUAAGGUGCCUUGAGGUGCUCAAUCUCAGCAAAAACAAGAUCAGAAGCAUUCCUCCAGAAAUUGGGAAGGUUGCCAGUCUGAAGGAGUUGAACUUGAGUGACAACUUGAUCUCAAACAUUCCGAUGGAGAUAGGAACGCUCUAUAAUCUCGAGAAUCUUGAGAUAGCUAACAAUCCACUGAUAGUCCCGUUUAACACUCUUGUAAGGGAUAAGAAGCUUCUUCAGUUCUGUAGGGAGCAUAACACGGGGUAUCCUCCUCCGAAUGAUAGGCCGUGGAUAGAAAACCUGAACAAGAAUGUUUUCUAUAGCGACACAAUAAGUGUUGGAACCUUCAACAUCCUAUCGAAUCUUUGGGCAGCAAGGCUGACAUAUGCACCGUCAUGGGUCAUUAACCCGGAGUUCCGAAGAGAGGGAAUCUUACAGGAAAUAGUUCUGUACAAUGUGGAUAUACUAUGCCUUCAGGAGAUCGAGCUCUACAGCUUUUUUGAUUUCUACAAAGAGCAGCUUGAAAUGAGGUGCAGCUACGAUUCAAUCAUCUAUCCACGGGGAAGGGUAAAGAGUGUUCCAGACAAGAAGAUAGUCGACGGAUGUGCAAUCUUCUGGAGGAGAAACAAGUUUAGGCUGAUUGCACAGUUUCCUAUUGACUUCUAUCAGAAGGUAUCUCAGGAUGCAAGAUUCAAUACCAAUCAAGAGCUGCUUGAAAGAUACGGAAAGAAGGAUAACGUGGCAAUUGGGGCACUUCUCGAGAGGCCCAAUGGGCAACAGAUAUUGGUUGUAAACACCCACAUCUUCUGGGAUCCUGAUUACCCAGAUGUCAAGCUGCUUCAAGUGAUUCUACUUAUUGAGGAAAUCAGAAAGAUAGUUUCAAGACAUCCAAAUGCAUAUCUGUUUCUGCAGGGAGACUUCAAUUCCCUCAGGUCCUCAUCAGUCUACAAGUCAAUAACUACCAGGACAGUAGAUUUAGCAGACUUUGGGGAUAUUGCGCGUCACUUUUCUACCCAGGAGUUUGGAGAUGGCUUGAGGCUUAAUGACUCCUACAUAAAUCAAGACCUUGGGUUCACCAACUUCACACCCAUAUUCAAAAACGUUAUUGACUACAUAUUUUACGACAGCAGAAUAAUGCUGACAUCGGUGUUGUCUCCAAUAGAGGACGAGUACACUGAAAAUGUUGCAGGCCUUCCAAACAUGCAUUUUCCUUCGGACCAUAUCUUCCUAGGCGCAAAGUUUGCACUCCCCAACAGAAACACUACUCAAAAUGUAUUUGGCAGAAAUCCUCGGCAAUAA
Encephalitozoon hellem ATCC 50504 is the source of this 1482-nucleotide messenger RNA. RefSeq names its product putative mRNA deadenylase. Bases 1 to 1482 code for a protein of 493 amino acids. Lineage: Eukaryota; Fungi; Microsporidia; Unikaryonidae. Gene Ontology annotation, cellular component: CCR4-NOT complex; nucleus; cytoplasm. The transcript has a single exon. The record is from RefSeq and is a predicted model, not a curated record. Gene Ontology annotation, molecular function: poly(A)-specific ribonuclease activity; protein binding. Gene Ontology annotation, biological process: nuclear-transcribed mRNA poly(A) tail shortening.